Thrips palmi is the source of this 2772-nucleotide messenger RNA. Its product is annotated as PC4 and SFRS1-interacting protein-like. Lineage: Eukaryota; Metazoa; Arthropoda; Insecta; Thysanoptera; Thripidae. Gene Ontology annotation, molecular function: double-stranded DNA binding; transcription coregulator activity. Bases 174 to 1883 code for a protein of 569 amino acids. Gene Ontology annotation, biological process: regulation of transcription by RNA polymerase II. Gene Ontology annotation, cellular component: nucleus. The record is from RefSeq and is a predicted model, not a curated record. The transcript has 14 exons.
CUCGUCCUCCUUUCCUUCCGCGCCUAAACUUUUUGUUGUUAGAUCAUUUGUCUCCAUGCAUUUUCCACUUUAACCAUCUUCCUUGUCUUGCUAAUAUCCGUUAUAGUUAAAGUACGUUAAGACCCAGUCCCCAUCGUGUGUUCAAGCAAUAAUUUUAUCUAGACUGCAGCAAGAUGUCGCUGAAAUUUAAGUCUGGCGACAGGGUCUUCGCCAAGGUUCGAGGUUAUCCAUUUUGGCCUGCACGGGUUGAGGCUUGUGCAGAUGAAACCCCAAACAAAAUGAAGUACCAUGUGUUUUUUUAUGGCACCAACGAGACGGCCAUAUGUAAGGUAGAAGAAAUUAUCCCAUAUGCUCCUAACAAAGAUAAAUAUGCAAAACCACUGAAGCGGAAAGGUUUUAAUGAGGGUCUCCACCAAAUUGAAAUGGAGCUUAAUGGUUUUGCUCCUACUUAUCCUCCCUUCUCAGAAAGCACUAUGGAUGAAGAGCCUGAUAUUGAAGGAUCUCUGAUCAUUGAUGAAAACUUGUCAUCUUCAAUAACAUCCAAUGCUGUACCUGUAGAAAAAAAGAAAAAGAUAACCACUGUGCUGAAACGAAAACGUGAGAGUAUGGACAGUGUUUCAGAGGACUUUGAAAAGCGAAAACAAGCAAGACUGUCUGCUGGAACUCCAGUUGGAGGUGCCCCCAGUGGGCGUUCUUCGGUAGAUGGAGAUUCUCCUAACAGCAAAGUGAAAGCUGUGAGCCGUUCAGGAAGAAAAAUCAAACCAAAGAAGUUUGCUGAUGAUGAUGAAGAUAUAGAAACAGUCAAUGACACCUAUGAUAACAAUUCCGGUGGUAUCACGGGAAUACCUCCAGAAGUUCCAAGCGCAUCAAUUGUGUCUCCAGUAACUCUUCCCAGUUCUCCAGAACCACUUAAAACAAGAAAGCCACAGGCUCAAAGAACAAGUAUUCCCCCAACACAACCUUCCCCAGAUGAAAGUGCCAAAACCCCAGUUGAUACUCAAGGUGGUAUACCAAGUGAUAAUCCUAACCGAGCAAUCAUGGCCAAAGCCUUGUCUGGUCACUGGGUGCAGAUCAGGUUGGAUGAUGAAAGGCCCUCCUCCUUCCAGAGUGAAGAAGCCAGGCGGCUGUGGGAUGCUGCAACUGCUCGAAACGCUGAACGUCUCAAAGCUCAAAUUGAAUUGGGCGAGUACUUGCCAGAUACCAUCAAGAAACAAUUGGAAGGCAAGGUAGAUUUGACAGAUGCUCAGAAGAAAGAACUAAAGAAAGAAACUGAAUUAAAUCGCAAGCGUGGCAAGUUGAGGUGGCUGAAACAGGAAGCUCACCUUUUAGAGUUAGAUGCUCAAAUAAGAGGAUCCCUUAGUCUGGCCAGAGCUGAUGCAAGCCGCUGCUUGCAGCUAAUGGAUGAAAUGCUCUAUGUAAAUAUUGAUCCUCUAAUGUUGAAGAAACAUCCCAAUAUUGUUGAAACUGUGAAGAAGCUUCAAAGAUAUAUUGGCAAUGCCUCCAAGUGGCAUCUCACAGAUGAAGAAAUGGACAAGUUCGUGGAUAGCUGUGAACAGAUAAGACUGAAAGCCACCCAUAUGUAUCACAAGUUCAAGAAAUUGUUUGCUGUACCUCAUCAUACAUCAUUCUGGGAAAUUUUCCAUCAAGAGGUACAAAAGUUUAACAAAGCUGUUAAGCAUAUGACAAAGGAUAAGGUUUACGCUCUUGUAGUUGACCCUGAAAAGCUCACAAGUGUAAAUGACACUGAGGGGGAUGCCCAGACUGAGUCUCCUGACAAGGCAAAAUCUUCAAAAAAUCCCAGAAGGAAAAAAUCUGCUUCAAAUACUGAUUCACAUGACCUCAAAAGUGAAGAGGUAGACUUGGGAAAAUUUGAAGCCACUUGAGCACUUAACUACAAUACAGAUUUUACAAGAUCUGAGAGUGAAUGAGGCAGAACUUCACCUACAAUUUAGAUUAUGACUUUAUUGUUUUGUUAAUUUACCUCGUACGUGCUAGAAUCAUAUCAACUUCUUUUCAGCUCGUCCCCUCUAACUGAUUUGUUAGCGGAAGCUUUCUGUUUUAUUUGUGGUGAUGAAACACAAUUUCAUACAGCUUUCAUAUAGAUUCCUCUUUUAAUUUUGACAUUUUGUGUUGAAUCUGGUGAUUUGAUUGUUUCAAUAACAAUUUUCACUAGGCAGAAGUAAUAUUUACAAACAAAUGUGCAUGUAACAGGUGGCUCAUAAACCCCAAGACAGAUUUUUAACAUGUUCUCGCACCAAACUGUUACCCUCCCAGGACAGAGAAGAAACGGGUGUGGGGCGGGAUGGCUUAUUUUCAAUUAGUCAUGGGGCUUAUGAGCCUCUUAGUUUCUUAAAAAUCAUAAACCAAAAAGAAAAAAAAACUGAAUGGGGAAGAUUGUGAUGUAGGUUUAGACUUUCUUGUAAAAUGUAUUAGCAUUAAUGUGUCAGGCCAUGUGUUUAAUAUUUAGUGUUAACUUGUUUGUUGCACUGUGUCUUGCUUCAGAUAUAGGCAGUGAUAUUUUGUAAUUGCUUUGAAAGAGUCUUUCUUUUUUCUGCCUUUCUAAAGUAUUUCCAUUUUAAUGUGUAUUUUUACCUACGUGAAUUUGUUCAUUUGUGGUGGGUGGCCCCAUGCUAAUAACUUGAAGUGUAGUUCUAGAUUUAUGAUUUGAUCACUUUCUUUAUUCAAUGUUUUAAGUGAUAUGAACUUUGACGCUGUAGAUGGUUGGCUGGUGCCAGUCAGUGCUACAUUUAUACAAUAAAGUGGUAGACUUAA